Ylistrum balloti is the source of this 2444-nucleotide messenger RNA. Its product is annotated as putative RNA-binding protein EEED8.10. Gene Ontology annotation, biological process: SCF-dependent proteasomal ubiquitin-dependent protein catabolic process. Gene Ontology annotation, cellular component: SCF ubiquitin ligase complex. The transcript is spliced from 20 exons. Gene Ontology annotation, molecular function: protein binding; RNA binding. The coding region runs from base 23 to 2023 and encodes 666 amino acids. The record is from RefSeq and is a predicted model, not a curated record. NCBI's taxonomy places the organism in Eukaryota, Metazoa, Mollusca, Bivalvia, Pectinida, Pectinidae.
AGAGAUUUGGCCUGUAUACGGAAUGGAAGAAAAUACAGAUAUUAACUUGAGUUCUGGUAAAGUUGAAUCGCCCAGUGGUCGUGAUGAUGGAGACAAAUUCAACCUUCAGAGAAAAAUCUUUGUUGGAAACAUCAGCUACAGGGUGAAGCAGCACCAGUUGACUAAACACUUCAGUCAGUUUGGAACAGUAGAUUACUGCUAUGUUGUAAAAGACCACCUGAAGAAAUGGUCCCGUGGCAUUGCCUUUGUUACCUUUCAAGACAAGAAGAGUAUGACCAGAGCAUUGCAAGCUACAGAUGAGGAACUAAUGUUAGAUGGAAGGUUGAUGCGAGUCGCUCCUGCAGAAGAAUCGAAGCGUGUAUCAUACUCUGAAGGAGCUAAUUGGCAGACCCGACUUCCUCCCUCCCUACCAACCCAGACCCAGGAUGGUGAUACAUGUGAAUCAGACUUCCAUUGUAGUGAACAGGUAACACUGCCAAAUGUGUCACACCUAGAGCUUGAUGCCUGUGGAGAAUGUGCGAUCCAACGGCUGUAUGAUGACAGCCUCAUGCUCAUCUUCUCCUUUCUGUCUGUUAAAGAACAUGUUAGAGUUGAAAGGGUGUGUAGAAGGUGGCGCCACUUAGCCCAGAAAUCUUGGAAUCGACAACACAAGCUUCAAUUCCGACACAUGUUCAAAGGAUUCAUUAAAGGUCUGACAGAUUCUAUCCUGAACAGCCUGUUACAGCGAUGUGGUGUCUAUUUGCGGGCACUGGACCUUUCUGCCUCCCCACAACUUCUCAGUGACCUGUGUGCUGACAGUAUUGGUGCCAACUGUCCAAACCUGACUGAGCUGAAUGUGUCUGGAGCUAGUGUCACAGAUGUUUCACUUAGGACCAUAGCACAAGCUUGUCCUAAACUCAGGGGGUUUAUCCAAGAAAGAAGUUUCUAUGUUGGCGAUAAAGGGUUGACUUCGCUUUUCCAAGGCUGUCAGUCACUGGAGCAUGUAGAUGUACAGAACAAUGCUGGAAUAGUAGGAGAUUGUUUCCAUUCUCUUCCUACAACGGUAAAGUACCUAAAUCUGGACCACUGUACCAAGUUGUCAGACUUGGGAUUACGAAAGAUUUGUCUGCGAUGCAAACACUUGACGGAGUUAUAUAUAAGUCAUUGUAAAUCUGUGACGGACCAAAGUCUCAUCAACAUCACACAGAAUCUUAAAAGGUUGAAAGUCCUACAUAUGGAAGGCAGUUAUUCACAAAUUACAUCUUCAGGCCUGAAGAAGAUUGGUCAGUUAAUUUUUUUGAAAGAAUUAAGCCUUUCUCAGAAUUCUGCUGUAGAUGAUGGAGUUUUAGUACAGUGUGCCGUAGGAUGCUCAAAUCUCACUAAUUUUGAUAUUUCUGGCUGUUACAAGCAUGUGACUGAUCUUGGAAUACAGGCCUUAACCAGGUGUUCUGAUCUGUCUUACCUAAACAUCAGUUACCUGUCUCAUGUGAGUGAUAGUUGUGUGGAGGCGCUCGCUACUUCUGGGAAGCUACAAUCACUGGUGGCCCGCACCUGUUCUGGUAUCACUGAUCGAGCUAUGAUGGCCUUUGCCGACCUUUGCUAUGGCCUGGAACUUGUGGAUCUCAGUGGGUGUUUUGAUAUUAGUAACCAUAGUGUGGAGAGGUUUAUAAUUACACGUAUGGAUGAAAACUCCAAACCUCUCACCAUAGUCCUUGGAGGAACAUCAGCGGAGCCAGAACACCUUGAUACAUCGAGAAGCAGUGUAACCAUCAAUAUGUACAACCUGUCAAUGCCUCACCUCAAGGCAGACCGUGAGAUCAUGUUACGACCAGCUGACAGUAGCAGCGAGGAGGAGGAGGAGAAGGAGGAGGAGGGUGGUGGCCAGAGUGAACCUGUGUCAUUGUGUCAUCAGUCUGUAAUGGCUGCUGGAGCAGAAAUUACGUCCGACAAUGAAUGGGACGUUAAUGAGCUGGACGGAUUUGAAUGUGACGAUUACCUUAUUGGGGAUGACCCCCUUGAGGAAGAGAGGUGGUCACUGUCUUGAAUAUUUUUAAGGUAUAGACAGAGGCCUGAGUAUUGGCCGACUGCUAUUGGUCAAGAUCUGAAAAUGGUCUGGAAAUUACACUACUGUUGAAAAGAUGCUCAAUGCCCAAAAUACUAAAGUAUAUCUCAUCUCUUACACUAGAGAAGAUGUUAAGUGUCCUGAAUGUAGUCUGGUUACAGGAAAAUAAAGCUAUCGGAAAAUCAAGUCUGUCCUGAACGUUAUCAAUAUUCAGAAAGUCUCUAGAAUAUACCUGGUAAAAGAUGGUUACCCUCUGGAAGCCAAGGUCCCUCUAGGACCUAUCCAUUGAAUUCUUUUAAAUGUACUGGAUGUUGAAUUGAAAUGGUUAAUUCCAGGUCAUCCAUCCGCGUAAAAUUGUUAAACGCAAUAGAUUGUAAAAUAAAGACAAAUAUUUUCAGUAAAA